AGCGGCUCUCGGAGGGAGGACGGAUAAACGGCGCUGACCGUACUGGAUUUGACACCCGAAGGAGGGAGGGAUGUUACUGUGAUUUCCCUCUAUUCUCCCACAACACACACCUCCUCUUCUCCACCACCAAUCCUCUUCAUCACUUUUAUCUCGGGACCUUAUCGAGACGCACUGCUGUGCCGUGUUUUUCACACUCUUUUUAAUUCAUCCUUUAAGCCCUUUGGUUGUUUGUCCUUCUGCUUCUGCGCCCCAGCGGAUCAAAAAUAAGAGAAAGAGGAGAACCAAGCUGGUUCUGCAUUUCCCCCCCAAGAGCACACAGACAGGAAAAAACUGGGCUUUAAAUCAGUGGAUGGGUUGGACAUCUGAUAAAUACUAGUUAAGAAGUGAUCGUGUUCUAUUGGCUUGUAUGCACUGGCGAAAUUUCCCUGAAGAGACAGGGUGCGCGCGGAGUCUUUUACUUCCAAGGCAGAUCUGUGUCACUGUGAAAAGGAAAAAACUCAUCGCAUCUGACACCAGUAAUGAGCUAAAGGCUUUAUGACUGGAGGAGAGAAGGUGUGAAGGAAUUGUAAAAGGGAAGAAGAAGAGGAAGCAAAGCGACGAGAAGGGAGGCAGUAACGUGAUGAAUAUCCAUAGCUUCAGGCUUCAUCUCAGCCAAUGAACUAGAGGUUCAUCAACAACACUUCCUUAGCAAAACUGAAACAGAAAGUAGAAGGCGCGGCAAAGUUCACAGUUGCUCGGCUAGGGCAAGAUGGCGAUGCUGGUGAUGAAACGGCAGGGCCUUGGGCUGCUGAGGGCCUUCUUGGUGUUGGUGGGAGUUUCCGCGCUCUGUGGUGUGGCAUUAGGAACCCGGAAAGGAAAUGCUUCAUUGGAUCAAAGGGGCCACAGACACAGACAUUCAGGUCAUUUGUCGCCGCACAGACACAGACAGAGGACGGGGAAGGAGGGACAAGUGCUUCACAGGUCCAAACGAGGAUGGGUCUGGAAUCAGUUCUUUGUCAUUGAGGAAUACACUGGACCUGACCCGGUUCUGGUGGGCAGGCUCCACUCAGAUGUAGACUCAGGAGAUGGCAACAUCAAGUACAUCUUGUCAGGCGAAGGCGCAGGUACCAUCUUUGUUAUUGAUGACAAGACAGGAAACAUCCAUGCCACAAAAACCCUGGACCGCGAGGAGCAGGCCCAGUACACUUUAACAGCCCAGGCCGUGGCCAGAGACACUAACAAGCCUCUGGAGCCUCCAUCACAGUUCAUAGUGAAAGUUCAGGACAUCAAUGAUAACCCUCCUGAGUUUCUACACGGGCCGUACUAUGCCAGGGUGCCUGAGAUGUCCAAUGUUGGUACAUCAGUGAUGCAGGUGACAGCGACAGAUGCUGAUGACCCUACCUACGGCAACAGUGCCAGGCUGGUAUACAGUAUACUGCAAGGACAACCGUAUUUCUCUGUGGAGCCUCAAACAGGCAUAAUUCGUACUGCGUUGCCAAACAUGGACCGUGAGGCACGCCAAGAGUAUGAUGUCGUCAUCCAAGCCAAAGAUAUGGGGGGUCACAUGGGUGGACUGUCAGGGACCACAGAGGUUAAAAUCACCCUCACAGACGUCAACGACAACCCGCCCAAGUUCCCACAGAGCGUGUAUCCCAUGUCUGUAUUGGAGGAUAAAGUACCAGGAGAGGAGGUGGGCCGUCUUAAGGCCAAAGACCCCGACCUCGGAGACAAUGGGAUGGUGAACUAUCGCUUAAUAGAUGGAGAUGGAAUGAGCAUGUUCGAAUUGAGCACUGACUCUGAGACCAGAGAGGCUGUCAUUAAACUGAAGAAGCCGGUGGACUUUGAAACUAAAAAGACCUACACCUUGAAAGUAGAAGGAUCCAACCCUCAUGUUGACCCUCAGUUCCUUGCUUGGGGGCCCUAUAAGGAUGAAGCUACAAUUAAGAUAUCUGUGGAGGAUGCAGACGAGCCUCCUGUGUUUGUAGCUCCCAAUUACACUUUUGAGGUAGAAGAGAAUGCGCCUGAAGGCACCCCGGUGGGACGAGUCCACGCCAAGGACACUGAUUACGCCAACAAUCCUGUCAGGUACAUGAUACCUCGGUACACAGACAUAGAGCAGUUCUUCACCAUAAACUCUGAAGACGGCAUGAUUGCCAUCACGAGACCACUGGACAGAGAAGCACAGGCCUGGCAUAAUAUAUCUGUGUCUGCUACAGAGAUAGGAGGCCACCACCAAGACACCAAAGUGCGUGUUAACAUCAAAGUGAAAGAUGUGAACGACAACCCCCCAGAGUUUGCUACGAACAACGAAGUCCUCAUGUGUGAAACUGUGGUGCCAGGGAAGGUUGUUGAAACAUUAAGUGCAGUGGACAAAGAUGAGAUGGCUCACAGACAACACUUCACAUUCAGCCUCACCCCAGAAGUCGCCCAUAACCACAACUUCUCCCUCAAAGACAACAGAGACAGCACAGCCAGUAUCUACGUGCUCCGUAAGGGAUUCAGCCGUCUGACCCAGGAUGUUUACUACCUUCCCAUCGAGAUCAACGACAAUGGGUUCCCCGCUAUGAGCAGCACCAACACCCUGACCAUCAGAGUGUGCUCUUGUGACAGCAAAGACACCAUCCUUUCCUGUAACGUGGAGCCCUACGUCCUCCCUGCUGGGCUUAGCACCGGGGCGCUGAUAGCUAUACUAGCUUGUAUCGUCAUUUUGCUUGCAAUUGUGGUGUUGUUUGUUGCUCUGAGGCGUCAGAAGAAGGAGCCACUGAUCGUGUUUGAGGAGGAGGACAUCAGGGAAAAUAUUAUCACUUACGAUGACGAGGGAGGUGGUGAGGAGGACACGGAGGCUUUCGACAUUGCUACACUGCAGAAUCCGGAUGGUGCCAACGGUUUCCUGCCCAGGAAGGACAUCAAACCAGAGCUUCAGUGUCCCGGCAUCAGGCCCGGAAUCGGCCGUCCUGCCGCCAACAGCAUUGAUGUUGAUGACUUCAUCAAGACUCGAAUCGCAGAGGCUGACAGCGACCCGACUGCACCUCCCUACGACUCCAUUCAGAUCUAUGGCUAUGAAGGAAGAGGAUCAUUGGCUGGGUCACUGAGUUCCCUCGAGUCGGUCACAACAGAGUCUGACUUGGACUAUGACUAUCUGCAGAGUUGGGGGCCAAGGUUUAAGAAGCUGGCAGAUUUGUACGGGACCAAAGACUGCUCCAUUAAUGAUGCCGAUGAUGGUGAAGACUCUUAACAACGGUCUUACUGAGCAAACACACCCGAUUUCUGAUUUACUGAUUCCAUGAGGAUUUGUUAACUGAGGGUUAACACUCCACUGUUCCCAGUUGUCUUCAACUACCAAGUGAUCAGUUCAUGUCAAUUUGUCAGUGAAGGUUAACAGCUCUCCCUCCCAUGGCACCUCUCUGGUCCUCCAUGAUUUGUUAAUGAACACAUAGUGAACUCCCGGACUACAACCGCUCCUAGUUUUUCCUACAUUCCUCGAAAUCCUCCUGUGUCUCUUCUCCUGUCUCUGUUUUUACAGACUUGAGCAUUUCAGGGCUGGGAGAUUUGUUAGGUCAUAUGUCUGUCUGGAAGAAAAGUGCUGGGAAAAAAUACGGCUGUAUGAUCAAGAUGACUGGCUUACAGCAAACUGUUUAGUUUAGAGGUUCUAUAUACUUUUGUGGACUGGAUUCACAAAUGUCCUCAUGAGAGUGAUUUUAUUCCCAUAACAGGUUCCUAAGAUUUCCAUAGUUGCUCUCUUUGUGGUGUAUUUAUGUGACAUUGAGAGAAAGCGGAAGAUAUAAGCAAAUGAAAGAGGGAGACAGCAACUGCCUGAUGUUUUGAAAGAGAAAAUAGAGGUAAUGAAGAUGUGUCAGGGGAUCAAACAGUUGAAAUGCUUUUUCAAAUGUGUUGCUGUGUGUGCAGAAUAAGCAGGUACUUUGGUUUCGAUAGCGUGACAGACUCUGGGUUGUUGAUACUCUGAAGACGCUCACAGCAUCUUCACAGUAUGGUGGCCUUAUAAUAAACAAACAACAACUCCAGGGGUAAACACAACUAGAGUAAUGGUAGGGACCGCUAGCUUCAGUAGCUACACACAGAUAAACGAACAUACAAGGACUGAGUAUCUGUGAAAAUGCUACACACAUAUAUAUAUACAUUUUUUGUACUCCCAAGAAGAGAGACUCAACAUGGAUUCAACUUCACAUCUGUGGACGAUUCUUUGUUUUCAUUCUUCACUGCAUAGAAGACAUGAGGCUGUGUCCACGUCCUCACCCCCUGUGUCCCCAUUCCUUCCAUUAACAAUCACUUCCCAUACCAAAUGCACCAAUGAAUGAUCACUUCCUCAUUCGGAGUCCACCAAUGAUGGU
Messenger RNA from Monopterus albus (swamp eel), 4328 nucleotides. It is a transcript of the gene cdh11, whose product is annotated as cadherin 11, type 2, OB-cadherin (osteoblast). NCBI's taxonomy places the organism in Eukaryota, Metazoa, Chordata, Actinopteri, Synbranchiformes, Synbranchidae. The record is from RefSeq and is a predicted model, not a curated record. The coding region runs from base 749 to 3214 and encodes 821 amino acids. Gene Ontology annotation, biological process: calcium-dependent cell-cell adhesion; cell-cell junction assembly; multicellular organism development. Gene Ontology annotation, molecular function: calcium ion binding; beta-catenin binding; cadherin binding. Gene Ontology annotation, cellular component: adherens junction; catenin complex; plasma membrane. The transcript is spliced from 16 exons.